AUGUCAAGCGAAGACCAGGAAGCACAGGAGGAUGAAUUACUAGCUCUCGCUAGUAUUUUCCAUAAAGAUGAAUUCAGGAGAGCAGAAACCUCAAACGGAGGGGAAAUCCAAGUGUGCGUCGAGUUACCAUCUAACUUUGAAAUAUCUAUCAAAAGUGAGUGUUUGUCUUGGUAAUUCUUAUUGCUCUGAACUAUUUUAUACAGAAUACACUACACUAUAUUUUGUUGUAUUCUUUCUCUUUUAUAUAUCCAACUACCACUGAGACUACUUCUGCCUCUGAGAUCACACCAAGGCACUACGCUUCCUUCUACAAUACGCAUUUUCUUUUGGACCAGAACAGAGAGACUCUGGUUUGGCUGUUUGAUCUGCCUGUAAAUACUUCAAAGACUUAUUCUUCCUGGUUGUUAUAAUCUUUAAUAUUUGCAACCAGAUGAUUUUAUAUUUAGUAUAAUAACUCUUCAGAUUAAUUUAAGAGUUGUAUCAGAAUAAAAUUUGUGAUGUGCCGUUAGAAAUGCAUAUAUAGCCGUUUUGGUUUGUACUGUUCAAAUUGCAUAUUAUUUUCACGAACUGUAUCUCAGUUGGCUUUUGCGAAAGCCCAACAGUUAAUGUAUACUUGCUUUGUCUGUCGAGUGAAGAAUAAAAAAAAAAAAAAGAAAUGCAUAUAUAGAUUAUGACACGUUUGCAAGGUAAACUAUCUACAGGUUAAUAGGUUAAGCACUCAUACUUGGAGAACAACUUAAAUGGUUACUCAGAACCACCAUGACCACUUCUGCUUUUUAGAUGUGGUCAGGGUGGUAGGCGUCUGGAUGUGCAUCUCUGCAUAUCCAGACUUAUAGUUUAUUGUGUGCUGGGGGCAAGUUGUUUCCCAGCACACAUGACUUAAAUAGACCAAUUUUCUUUACACAAUUCUAUACAUAAAAAAUAUCUAUCAUCAGCGCUCACUGCACUCUGCCAACAGAUGUAAUAAUUUUCCCCUUCUCCCUGCUUACAACCCUACUUUUUUUGUCAAUCUUUAGUUAGUACUGUGCACAAAAUAACAAAACAUUCCUGUUAUGCCAGGACAGCAAUAGCAUAGAAAAUACAAAUACAUAGCAGAACAUUGUAUGGUAUGUGGAAUCACGGCUUACCGCUUCUCCAUAAAUCCCCAUCCGAUUCACCAGGAUCUCUAACCCAGGCCGGAUAAGGAACCGAUGCCUUAUGAUGACCCUAUUUUAUUGAAAAAUCAUCCAACCUCCCUAUCCCAUAUUUAAAAAAUAAAAAGGUUGGAGAAAUCCUUUGCAUUAAAGGUGUUUGUUGUUGGUACAUAGAUCUGCAGAAUAAUCAUGAGAUUAAAUGGAUAUUAUAGUCACCAGAACAACUACAGCUUAAUGUAGUUGUUCUGGUGUCUGUAGUCAGUCCCUGCAGGUUUCUUGCUGUAAACAUUGCCUUUUCGAGAAAAGGCAGUGUUUACAUUAGUGCCUAGGAACUCCUCUAGUGGCCACUCCUCUGACAGCAAUUAGAGGUGCUUCCUGAGGCAGUGCUGCACAGUGACAUUCAGCGUGCUGAACUUUCCCCAUAGAGAUGCCUUGAUUCAAUGCAUCUCUUUGAGGAGAUGCUGAUUGGCCAGGCCAGCAUUUGGCCUCGCCCCCAUCAUCCUUAAUGAUCCCAGCCAUUGGAUUGGCUGAGAUCGUAAAUCCUGAUGAUGUCAGUCAAGGAGGUAGAUCGGGGAUGGGGUGCUAUGCUGGAAAUAAAGUAAGUUUUAUAGGGUCAGGAAUACAUGUUUGUGAUCCUGACCCUAUAGUUUUCCUUUAAGGUAUUUUCUGAACUUUGUAUUUGUACUUUGUAUAUAACAUUUUUGCUGUGGAAAAAGUGCAUGUUAUCCCUGCGGACAUAAGUUCAAUUAACUCGGAUUAAAACAUUUAAAUAUUGCCUGAAUAUAUAGUCUCAUGCUACAUAAAAUACAGCUAUUUUAAUUAGGUGUAACUUCUGCUAUAAUCUACCUUAAAUAGAAGUGUUUAAAUAUAUGAUUCCUCCCAAAACAUUUUAUUAAAAGAAAAUUCAAUUUAAAUAAAAAAAAUGUUUUAAUUAAAAAAAAUAAAUCAAUCUAUUAUUGAUAUUUUAUUUCUUUUAAAUCAUUGAUUUUUAUCCAGUCUGCUCUUAAGUAACUUUACAUAUGAGCAAUGACUGAUGGAAACUGGCAAGACGUUAAAACUCCACCCUAUUUUUUGCCAAAAAAUACCUUAUCUAUAAGUACUCCUAACUUUGUUUUUUUUAUGUUUUCUGAUUGUAUUGGAAUUUCACUGAAAUUCCAAUGCAACCUUCAUCAGUUUUUCCAAAACAAUUCUAUCCUUCCUAGUCCCACAAAGCCUUUAGAGGUAACGAAAUCCGAAAACUUGUGUACCUAACCAAAAUUUGUUGGCCUUCCCGUGUCGUCGUUCUUUGUGCUUAGAUUCAAGAUGCCACCACUCACAAAUGACCGGUAUUUAGAAACUCGUGGUACAGAGAAAUGGAUUCUGAGAUCUCCCAAGAAGAAUGUGAAAGAUUGUUCACCUUCCUUGGUUUCUCUUCCAUAGAUGUACACAUGCAACUAGAUUAGUAUGUCUAAUCAUCUGGUGGCAUUUAAUGCCCAUGGUACUAUAUUACAUGAUGCCCCUCAGUUUGAUGGAGGUGUGACAUGGAUCAGGAUAUCCAUGUCACACCUCAUAUCAGUGCACCAAAAUCUGACAGUUUUGGGAGAAAAUUAAAGUACUGAUAUGCACAUUCUCCUCAUGCAAGAUUCCAUUCACACCUACCUCAAUACUAUUUUAUACCGCCUCAGACUCUUUAAAGAAGUAUUGAUACUCGCUUAUCCCCUACCUUUUAAAUGUAGCCAAAACAAUCAUCCGUGCAUACUGUAAGACUGAUAAAAUUCCAUCCAUCAAAGAGUGAAUUGAAAGGAUAGAAAAUUGGACAUAUCAUGCACAUCAUACUUACCUUUAUAUAUGGAGAACCUAGUUCCAAUUUCUUCACAUUGCCAUUGAGUAUGGAUGGGACAUCUGCUUCUCCAUGACCCAAGACAUGUCAACAGCUAAUGUAUACCAUAUUUCACCCCUCAUUGCUCUGACAUCACUGAAUAGUUCCUGUGACCCAUUUGUAGCCCAUUUGUAUAAGCUGCUUCUAUUUUGUUAUAGAUCAUUUGUUCUGUGUUGUUUAAUAUGUCUGCUAUGCUCCUCAUCAAGCACUGUUUUGUCCACAUUGCCUUUACAUUGUGCACUUCCUGAUUUAGAUGGUUGUUUUUAAUUGUUCAUGCUCACUAUACCUUUUUUAUGAAUGGGGAGCUAGUGUUUGCCUUAGAAUGUCAGCUGACUGCUCUAGCCAAUCAGCAGUGCCCAUGCCCGGCGUCACUAACUUAAACUCACAAACCAGAUGUUGCCUAGAUUGGUGCUGGAGACCACCUUUGGGGUUAAACCAUUUGAGAAUCCACUAAGUGUUCUGACCAGUGUGCGCUUGCCUCUGCCUGUUUUUUUGUUUUUUUCUCACUGACACAAGAGUUGUAUUAAGUUAAAAUCCAAAUUGCAAAAGUUCUGAUAAAGUAGACAGUAACUAUAGCCAAGUUUGUAAAUUUUGAUCUACAAAUUCACCUAUUUUUGUUUUAUGUAUGCAGUUUGGUCUUCAGUUUGGUGUUUUGAAAAUAACCCACCUGAGUUUUAGGUAACAAUCUCAGUAUUAUCCCAAGAUUAGUGGAUAGGACUCCUGGAGGAGCAGGAACAUGUAUUCAGUCUCCAUCCAAGUUCACAUUUUGUCCUUUCUCCAGGUAACGCUGCAGAAAACAUCUUCAUUGAGCACCUGAAAUACACGCUAUCUUACCUACCACCAAUUGUGCUGAAGUUUAACUUUCCUUCAGAUUACCCAUCAACCUCGCCUCCGAACUUCACACUCAGGUGCAAGUGGCUCAUACCCAAACAGGUAAAAGAGAUUUAUACAAUGUUCUGUUAAUUUUAUCAUCCCCCGUAAGGUAUCACUCAGUGCCACUCAGUAAUUGGUCAGAGUGAAGAUCCACGAAAUGCUAUUUUAAAUCUUAAGCUGUCAGGGAACAUUUGCCAUGAUGCAUCAGAAAUGCUACUUAUGAGCUGUUUAAAGUGAAACUGGCAUGCCGAACUUAUCUUUCCCCAAUUGCUUCCUCUUCUCUUUGUCUCUCAGGAUCUGUUCUUCUUUUCUUCCUUUCUGAUCUAGUUUUUCUUUAAAACAUAAGAUAAAGUACUACUACUUUGCCUUAUGUAUUUUUCCUACACUUGACCAUCUUUUUAUAAACUCUUUAUUUAUAUUUUUUUCAAAUUUUGGUUUAUCAGAAAUAGGGAUUACAGAAUAAAGAAAGGGAUACAUAUCAGGAAAAGUACAAUAUUUUUGAUAUCGAAAAGGAAAACUUAAAUGUACAGCAUAAAACAAAGGAGCUAGUAUUAUAAACAUCAAAGUAUACCAAUGUUACAUAUGGAGUCAGGUACAAAAAGGUAUAUUGAGUACAUCAAGAGACAUCGUGGCUGUGUUGAUUCUCCUAAUGUAAAGAAACAAUUAAAAUAAAUGAAUCAAGGAGAAGGGAUUACAUAGGAAAGGGAGUGAAGAGGAGUUACAUCUUCGCAGGUUAGGGGGAGCGCGAGGAAGCUCAGAGGGGGUAGUGAUGCAUUGCGGGUUAAGCCCGUAGUGUCUUUAUUGCAUGGAGGAAUUGUUACGCUUGACCAUCUCUGACCCAAGGAGGAGCUUGUCUCCUCCAUUUCCGGUGGUGAAAGAAAUUUUCCCACAAUACUCACCUCUCCACCGUGAUCUUGCGUUGCUUCAUUCGCUCUCCGAACAUCCUGUCAUUAGAUGCGCCGACAAAACUACCCAAUUUCCUCCUAACAGAAUGUGUACAGUUUGUCCAUUCGUGUUAGGAUAAAAUUCUGUACUUUUUGUUCAGUUAUGAAUUUCAUGAUCCGAUCAGUGCCGUGGCUGCAUCUUGCUUUUUUCUGACGAAUGAACGAAUAGCCAAAAUUCCCAUCCAAAUUUCGGUCAAUAGUGAAUGCCCAAGUUAAACUGGGCAUGCGUAGCAAUUUAACAAUGCUAUCUAUUGAGGGCAGAUGACGUGUCCUACAGGACCUUCAUCUGCCCACACAAAGAUGGCGGCACUCAGAAUCUAGAACUGGUCUAGAAAUCAACAGGUUAGAAAUGGUGAAAUGGGGGACGUAGGGGCAUUUGGGCGUGACUAGAAAGCAUUAAGAACGCAUGUUCCAGCAUGCCACAAACAUUUUCCAAUUGGUUAAUUGUUUUUACUUUGUUUCAGCUUGUCAGACUUUGCCAGCACUUAGAUGAACUGUGGAAGGAGAAUGCAGGAUGUGUUGUCUUGUUUGCUUGGACUCAAUUUUUAAAAGAGGAGACACUUGAAUACUUAAGCAUCCAAUCACCCUAUGAGAUUGAAGUGUGUCCCAAUGUGUCACAGAAUGGUGUUCACCCACCGGGAGAAGCCGAUCUCUGCAGCAAUGCAGAAUCACAAGAGGAUGGGGUCUAUGACAAGAGGAACAUACAGGAUGUGAAGUCUGUUUCUGCCCUGAUGAAAUACAUCUUGGAAUUCAAUGAGUCUCAGCAAAAGAAAUGCUUUGAUAGCAAAUUGUACAUGUGCAAUAUCUGUUUCUCAGAAAAGCUGGGUAGUGAGUGCACAAAUUUUAAACUUUGCAAUCAUGUCUACUGUAACAUUUGCCUCAAAGAUUAUUUUGAAAUUCAAAUCAAGGAUGGCCAAAUCCACUCUCUGAACUGUCCAGAACCAGAGUGCUCCUCCACAGCUACACCUGCUCAGGUAAUCCCAAAGUUUUCUCUAUACCACAUCCCACAGUUAUGUUUCUUUGUGCUGUGCUAGAAUUUGGUAAUUGGCCUGUGUUAGAUCAUUCUUAGAGUGGGAUACAUUUACUGUUUCAUUAAACAAUAUAUUGGAUAUCGAUAUGUGAACGAUCUCCUGAUGAUGGGGACUAUUUAAGAUCAAAACCAGAAUGCUGCAGGCACAUUAUAUGGCUGUUUUGUACAAAUUUUAGAGUAACAUUUUAAGACUCUCAUCAUUGUAUUGUUACAACACUUACUUACUUUAGGGCCUGUAAAACUUUAGAAAGUAGCUGUGCACCCUUAAAAAUUAACAUGUCCCACAGAUACUACAAAGCCUUGUGUCUAAAUGUUAUAUGCAUAUUGUACAUGUUGUGACAGAGUCUAUGGGAGGGUAAUAGAAGGAAGGUAUUUAGGACCCAGAAUCCUCCAUAGCCUGUACUCAUUCACCUGCCCAAUUAGCAACUGCUGAGGCUUUAAUUAACAGGUCUCAGAGCAGAAAAGGGGGGAGAUACAAUCUGACCUGCAGAGAACAUCAGAAAAAGUGCUAAAGGUUGGUGAAACCAAUGUUUAUUUUGUUGGUUUGUUUAGAUUAUUACCCUGGUUUAGUAAGGGACAUUACUUUAUGUUUAGUAAGUGCUCGAAUUUGAGCUAGGAUUUUGUUUGUAUAUUUUCCUUUCUGUUCUGCUGCAAUUUUGAACAAACUGAUUGAUGCAUGGAUAUUUGUGCACAAUGUAAAUAAACCACAUCGUUUUUGCAUAAGAGACUGUUGUUCUAUACCGGUUACCCUAGAGGACUGUGUUGCUUUGCCCACAAAGGUCACAAUGUAUAACUUUUUCAAGAUCCAAUUGGAGUGCUCUGAAAAAGUAAUUUUGAAAUGUUAUUGUUUCAUUUAUUUAUUUUAUGUUUUAGUCUUUUACGAUGAUGGAAUAAUGGAAGUAAUCACCUCUGCCUCUUUGCGUGUAGGUAAAGGAACUGGUAGAAGAAGAGUUGUUCAGCCGUUAUGACCGUCUCCUCCUGCAGUCCAGCUUGGAUCUCAUGCCAGAUGUUGUGUACUGUCCUCGUCCAAGUUGUCGGGCACCAGUCAUGCAGGAACCAGAGAGCACUAUGGGUAUUUGUCCCUGUUGCUAUUAUGCAUUCUGCACGCUCUGUAAAAUGACCUACCAUGGAAUCUCCCCAUGUAAAGUAACAGCAAGUAAGCAAAUUAUUAUUCAGCACUUUUGUGUUUUUAUUUAAGCUGGUUGUGGUGAUAGAAAGUGUUACCUGGUUCUCAAAGUGGCGAAUGACCUUGUAAAAUCUUCACUUAAUAGAGCAAAUUAAUAUCCUAUAUUUUAAAUGACAACUUUCAGUUUAUGAAUUAUGUCCAAAACGGCACAAAACCGCCUUGGUCGGGAUAUAACAAGUGGGAUAAUAGGGGAUUUGGCAUAAAACUUAAUAUCCACGUUGAACAUGGAGAUCGGAUGGAAAUUUGGACACCAUGUACGGAGUUUCCCUGGCUUGGGGAGUGUUCUAUUCAUUUGUUGUAAUCUAUCUGUUGUCUUGAUAUUAUUGAAAACAGCACUCAAAUGAAGAACUAGGGAUAAGGCAAAAGUUUUUUAGUAGCAGCCAAAGGGCGGUCAGAUUACAGUGCCUUAUGAGAUGCAAUAGCCCCUGCUAUAACAUCAUCCAUUAAGGGGGAAGUUAGUGCUUCUGCUUGAAAUGUGUGCAUCUGCGAAAUUGUAAUUUCUUCCCAAAAAUCUGCAGUAUUUUGGGGAAUGGGUUGAUGUUGCUUUAGAUCCUCUUACAAGCUGUAAAUAAGAUAACAAGAAAGAAAAGAACACGAUAAGAAAGAAACGUGAAUGGGAAGUUGCUUGUUUUUUACUUUAUUCUUCUCUUCUACCUUGCCAUUCGUUUUGCAUUCCUUUCUGUUUUCUUAAUGUAUUUUUUAUUAUCAAUAUCGUUUUUCUUCUUUGUCUGCUUUUGUACCAGAAACAAUGGCUGAAAAGGGGUCAGUAGACUGUUGUGUUUCCUUGUGUAUCUCAGAAGGACUCAUGGUUAGUCAAUCAGAAUAACAAGUGGCCAUUUUAGAUAACUCAUCUAAAUUGUACCCUUGCAUGUCAGUAAAGCCUGGUUUGUGGCACAGACAAAUCAGUAAAAUACCCAAAUUAUGAAAUAAGAAAAAGGAUACUGAACAUAACAGAUAAGGAAAUUGUGCUAUGCAGUUAGGUCAUCCCAGACCAGCCUGGUAAUCAGGUGGCCUUCAAUGGCGACACAGACACAUAUGGGGAAGGCCUCAGAGUGCCAAACAGGACCCAAACCUCAGAUACUUUCCUCUGGUGAAACAACAACUUGAGGGUCUUCAUUAUUCCAUAUUACCAGCUUUGUAGGAAAUCCCCACGUAAAUGUCAGGCCAUUGUUUCGGAAUAAUUAAAUGUUUUCAAAUUCUUUCCUCCUUGCCGUAAUGUUUGCCGAGUGAUUAACAUAUAAAGACAGAGUAAAGUAUGGUGCAGGUAGAGAACUGAAUUUCGGAGUCACGGCCAGAGGCUCCUCUUUCAUGUAGAAGUAGUGAAGGUGAACAAUUAAAUCACUGGUUGCUGAGAAUGGUAGGCCUUUGGUAAAUGGAUGUGCCAUAAAAAAAAAAAAAACUCAUUGUCUCUUUUGUUGGGGAGGGUAGCUGAAAUCAGGGCCUUCAAGUACGCUGGCUGUUUAGACUUGAAGGUUGUUGCUGCGGAAGGGAUCCUCCAUGUCCACCAUUUUUGCCAGUAUUUUAGUGUGCACCAUAUCCAGAGUUUGGAUAUUAUCCACUAGCUCAUUGUGUCCACAGCUCGUCUAUCUUCCUCUCUAUGUGGUCAAUCCUGUCCCCUAGUUCACAAAUUUCAUUGUGUAGGUUGGCUGUUAUGGCAUUGAACUCAGCCUGUAAUGUGGAGCGUAGGCUGUGCAGCAUGGCUCUGGUUGCAGAUGUGGAGGAAGGGGUGUUGUUGGAGAAUGUGUGUAGCAGCUCUGUUUUGGACAUUGUGUCGGAGGAGUGUGAAGGUGCCUGAUCGGAGCCGCCAUCAUGGCCAUGCCACCGCUUAUCCCUCUUGGAAGUGUUAGGGCCCAUCUGAGGGUUUAGACUGCUGAUUCAGUGCAUCUUUUGGAUUCUUGGGUAUUGUCAUGGGUAGGAGAAGAAAGAUUUGGUGAAAUUAGUGUUGGGUAGUUGUGGAGCACUCACAGCAUGCUACUGCUCGCCUCAGAACCCAGGACAUGCCUCCAAAUACAUAUAUCUUAAAGCGCCUUCUAUUAUUUUAAAGUCUGAUAGUAUACUCUGCUUGUUGGUAUGUCUGCAGUCUUAAACACAUUUAAAUCUCUUUCUUGCAUCAGAUAAACUUAUUUUUGGAAUUAUUUUUGUUCGUUUCAGAAAAACUUCUUGAGGAAGCCGAUAAUGACACAAAGGAGUUUCUGGAGUUGCAGUAUGAUAAAAAAGUGUUGCAGGAUGCAUUGGAUGAGUUGGAAAGUGAAAAUUGGCUGGAAAAAAAUUCCAAGUAUUGUCCCAUCUGUGAAAUUCCCAUACAGGAAAGUCAUAUAGGCAUGCCUUUUGCAAUGCUCGGGGGUGUUGGGAUAAUCUUUGGCUGUCCUUUAGUAUUUAUAAAAGGAAGAAUUUACACUCACUGAGAUUGCAUCAAGCUUUUUACACCUUAAUGGCCAGUGGUUUUCUAAGUUUUAGUGUUCAUUAUCGAGGACUUUUUGGUACUUUUGCAAUGUGUUCAUUCCACAGUAAUUUAACUCUUUUUGUUACCAAUACAUACAAUAUAUAUGUUUUUAUAUUAAAAAGACUGACAGGCUUUUCUUCUGAUACCAUAUAUACAGGUGAUACUCAAAAAAUUAGAAUAUCAUGCAAAAGUUCAUUUAUUUCAGUAAUGCAACGUAAAAUGGGAAACGAAUAUAUGAGAUAGACGCAUUACAUGCAAAGCAUAGUUCAAGCCGUGAUUUGUCAUAAGUGCGAUUAUGGCUUACAGCUCAUGAAAACCCCAAAUCCACAAUCUCCGUAAAUUAGAAUAUUACAUGCAAUCAAUAAAACAAGGAGUGUACAAAGAACAAUAUCGGACCUCUGAAAAGCAUAAGCAUGCAUAUGGACUUAGUACUUGGUUUGGGCCCCUUUUGCAACAAUUACUGCCUCAGUGCGGCGUGGCAUGGAAGCUAUCAGCCUGUGGCACUGCUGAGGUGUUAUGGAAGACCAGGAUACCACCAACACUAAUUAUAAAAUAUAUAUAAAGUAAAAAGGCAUUUUUUUCGCAGUUUUGAUUAUAAUAACUUCUACACUUUAAACUAAUGCAACCAAAAAAAGAAAAUAGAUUCACUUGCUAGUCCCCAGUUAGUACCCAAUAUACCUAGGAUUUCGCUGAAGUUAUAUGUAAAAUAUAACAGGCAGUGAAUAUAGGUUUAAAACUAAAUCUUUGCCAAGUUAGUCAAGCUGAGAUUAUAACUUUAAUAGCAGUCUCAAAAGAGGAAUAUUCAUAGAUCAGUAUCACCUGCUUGAUUUGCACCUUUAAAUCUUGUGCAGCUCUGCAAUGGAACCUUGGUUCUUUGGGGUGUUAUCAGCUAUUUGUCAUCUUAUUGAUGUUGCUUCUGCUUGGCUUGCCAGAGCACCAGUAUAGCUGCUGAGCAGUGGAGCUAUUGCACAGUCAAAGACGAGAAGGGCAAACAUGAAGACCAGUUUUGAGAGGUCGGACUGGAGAAUUGGGACAAUCCUUACAAGGUCAUUCUUGGGAGCGUCCAUUAUUACCUACCUUACAAAACAACACUGUGCUGUUGGGUGCAAGUCCCUAGAUACAUAUUUAAACUCAGUCACUGGAUUGGGUAGUGCUAUCUGCAAAGGGAACUAAUCCAAGGAUUGAGAAAUUUAUGAAAAUCAAAUUGUGAUUAUUUUACACUAACCCCUUUAGAAUUAUUCAUGCAUACUUUUUUUUUCUCAUGCCUGUCUCACCACAGUCCUGAACUUGAUAAAACAACAACAAAAAAUUGGUUGCCUUUUCCUUUUGAGGCACAUGAAUUCUAAUAGGGUUUAUAUGAAAAAAACGGUUGUGUUCAAUAAUAAAAAUGUACUAAGCAGCAAUUGCAUUCUAUGCAAGGUUUGUUACAUCCUCCCCAUGAUCAUGACUAACCCAAGAGAAUCCUUGUUUUUAGACAAAGUGGGCUGUCCAGCAUUAUAUUUUCUAGUUAAUAAAAAAAACACUUCACUGCUCACUGCAGUGGUUAUCGUGCCAGGAGUGCCUUGGUUCUCCCCCAAAUCGUGAGGAAUCAAACCAUUUUUGCGUGGUUUUAUUGUUUACCUGGGGUUUGCCAGGUGCUACUCCUCGCCUCCACUACCACUUUUAGAAGCCAAAUACCCCGCAGUGUUCGCUGAUCACUAAACUUCUGGCCUUUGUGGAAUCAUAGUGGCGGCAGGGAGCAACACCUGUCGGACCCCAGGUAAAAAUGUCAAACCAGUCAAAAAUGGUUUGACCCCUUACAGUGGAGGACGCCAGAGCACUCCUGCCACCAUAACCACUACAGCAAGCUAUAGUGGUUAUGGUGUCUGGAGUGUUCCUUUAUUGCAAUUUGUUUUUGUGUCACUCUUCCAUUUAUAGCUUCUUCCCUCCCUGUAUUUCUAAACAUUGCUUGUUUGCUCUUACAGAAAGUAGGCGGCUGCAACAAGAUGACGUGCACUCGUUGUGGACGAUAUUUCUGCUGGCUAUGUAUGUCCAUAUUGCCUUGGGAAAAUGCAUACGUUCAUUUCAGUGAUCCCGCAUCAGGCUGCUACAAUCGGUAUGUGUAAUGUUCAUUUUCAACCAAACUAUGAUAAACCCAUGUUGUAUACCAAGGUUUCACGUUUGGAGUGGAUUUUGCUAAAUUAUUUCUGACCUUAUUGGAAGACCACGACUGGCUUGUUAUUAUAUGUACCUCAAUGAGUCACUGCAAGAGCAAGAACAACCAUAGUAUAAAAGAGUAAAAUUACAGUCCAGUCACUGUUAGACUCCCAGUGGUGCAUGGUUAAAUAAAUUCAUCCAAUUUCCAAAAUCCAAAACACAUUUGCAUUUGCAAGAGUACUAGUAAAAGAGUAUCUUUAUUAUAACAAUUUAGGCACAAAAUAUUCAAAGUAUAUAUCAUACUGAUAAAAAUGUAGGAGGAACAAACAAGAAAAAGCUAGACGCUUCCUCGACAGCUUAUAACAUAACUAAUGAAAACCAUGAUUUUAAAUGAAAAAGAAACACUUCCUGUCACAUGUGCAAUAAAUGGCUGGUACAAUAUUUAUUAAUUGACUAGCCAUUUAUUGUUACUUGAAGUCACAAUGAAUUGCUAGUCCAUUACUUGCAAUGGAUAUCCUGUGAUAGGCUGAUAGCCAAUUACUGGCGCUCAAUACUUUUCAAUGAUCCCUCUCUGUUUGGGGGGCAUUUUCUACUUUUUUGAUAGGCAUGUUAACAAGAUCUUCCACCUUAUCAGCAAGGUUUUAAUGACCCCAUUCCCAGCUAAAUUACUAUAUACACACACGCACACACACAUAGAUACAUACUAGCACAGAGGGUUAUAAUAUGUUCUCACAGAGCAGAACAAUGCAGUGACAGGCACAGCUGCUUUCACAGCGUAAUAUGCUAUGUACAUUGACACGCGUAAUGACUUGUAGGUAAGCUAUUUAUAGAACAAUAUUCUGCAGUUCUUUUUUCUUUUUUUCUUUUAAAUUCUUUAUUUUUGUUGUGCAAAUAGGUACAGCAGUGUUUGAAUUGCCACAACAGCAUUCUCAAGCGCGAUCAUGAGAAACAUAGUAUAACAUGAGUAUGGCUUGCACAUUUUAGAUAAUUAGUGGUAUAAGAAAAAAAAAACUAUAUAACAUAAGCGAGUGUUGAAAUAUGUCAGUAGAUCGACACUGGUAAGCAUGAAAAUAAACUGUUUAUUCAAAAUUACGGUAAGGUAAUGUAAUAAAAAAUAAAUGGUCGCCUAGGUAACUCGAGGUAUAUACCAUCCUAGUUUUUGGUGCUUAUCUGGCGGACUAUUCAUGAGUCUGGUGGGCACUUCGUUGUCAAGCCCUGCUAGGUGUAUGAGAUAGGCUAGCUCUGUCGUGCAGUUCCCUAUCUGGUGUAGACAUCUCUGGGUUGCUGACCUGGUGCUAGUAUGGCGGGAAGAGCAUGCAGUAUAGUGUCGAAAGUGCUUCAGCUUUAUGUCUAGCGUUUGCACAUGGCCUAUACCUAAAAUUAAGUAGCUUAUAUGUAUAAGUGUGCUAGUGGGGCUAUACGCUGUACAUUGUCGUCUUACACCUCUAGGCUAUGUCACCUCAGUUUUUCCUUUCACUUGGCAAAAUGCUCUGCACACUCAUAGCUCCUUACAUUAGACAAGCUGUGUGUGUCACUGUGCAGAGGUAUUUACAGAACAAUGCUGUGACAGAUGCAGCUCCUUUCACUGAGUAAUAUGCUGUGCACAUUAAUGCAUGUAGUGCCUUACAUUAGACAAGCUGUGUGUGUCACUAUGCAGAGCUAGUUACAGAACAAUGUUCUACAGUGAGAGACUGCAGUUCUUUUCUCUGGGUAUAAUACUCUCAUAUUGACACACUUAGCUGCUUGCAUUAGGCAAGCUGUGUUACUGUGUGUAUUGCCCUAAAUAGGUGGGAAACAUCAAUAUCACCUGGGACUACUUUGUUUCAGUAUUUUUCCUCCACCUGCCUUCCCUGCCUUUUGUCAAGUUUGUCAUUUCCCCCAGUGGUCAUCCAGUGGCAGCUGCAGGUAAAAAAGCUCUGUUUUCCCCCCAAAGACCUCACUGCUGUAAUCUCGAACAUGUGUGAGAUUACAGCGAUGAUUACAGAAGAGGGUGCCAGUUCAUGCGAGGGGCAUGUUCAGGUAAGUAAAUCUCACCUUUCCCUGUCCCCGUGGCCGUACGACCCGCAGCUGACAUGUUAGCAUCGUCUUUCCAAAUUUCCCAAAAGACCCCAGACAGUGACAGAGAUGCUGUAAUUUCAAAGUAACUAAUAUUCAGACAUACAUCUUUAUAUUGGGCUAGUUUAGGGAAUAUUGUUUUAGGUAAUCUUAACAUAUUAAGAAAAAUCCUUAUGCAAAUAAACAAGUUAGCUAGGUAAUCAUACACAAAAACUGUAACCUGAUCUUGGAGGGGAAACUUGUCACUCAAAGAUGUCAAAAUAUUAAACAACCAUAUUAUUCCAUUAAACAUCAUACCAUUUCAUCAAAUCCUGGUUUUUAAUAUUCCAUAUCUUAUGAGAAUACAGAUGUUCUUUUACAAUCAAGUGCUUAAUUAGUGGUUUAUUUCCUGAUUAUUUAAAUAAAUCAUUAUAAAAACUAUAUGAAAGUUAUAAAAAUUUAUAUUUUAGAUUGCACCAAGCAUGUUGUAACUAGUAAUUUGCGUAAUAAUUGUAACUGUAGUCACCAUCACUGGGAGCAGAACUUUACAAUGGUUCCUAAAUGGCUCUUAUGCCUCAGUCACCCUGUGCCAGGGCCGGACUGGGAAUUAAAAGCAGCCCUGGAAAAAAAAUAUUUACCAGCCCCAUAAUGCGUCGCGCCAGCAUAGUGUGCAGAUACAGAGUUAGAAAAGAGAACUUAAAAUUAAAAAUUAUUACUCCAACUUAAAAAAAAAAGCACUCAUAGGCUUCAAAAUAAACAAAAGUGCAGAUUUAUUUUAAGCAGACGUGCCUUUGCAUGUAAUUAAUGUGUCAGUCCAACUACCUUGACAUAUUAAGGAAAGCUUAGUAAUGGGACUGAAAUGGUGAAUGUAUGUAGAGCACAACUGUAAAAAAAUUUUGAAGUCCUGUGGGUGUGCUCUUCACUUUAAAUAUGUUAUUGUGAUGGAGUCUGCAUCUAGCAACAACACUGGGCCAAUAUCUGCUCAUUACAUAUGGUACAUAUUAAUGACAUUUAUCUGUGUAUUAUGCAUAUAUAAAUGUUCAUUAAUAUAUGUGUAAAUAUAAUGGAUAUAUAUAUAUAUAUAUAUAUAUAUAUAUAUAUAUAUAUAUAAAACUAAUACACAUUAAUAUACAUGUCAUAUACCAGUGGUGGAUCCAGAGCCUGAUCCCGGGAGGGGCACUUGUAGAUUAUUUAAAGAAAUAAAUGCCCUGUUGCCUCCCCACCCUCCGAUCCACCAGUGAUAUAUACAGCCCCUAUGUGUGUCUCUUUAUCUCCAGCCCCUCUGUGUGCCUUUUUGUCUCCCCCAGUCACUCUGUAUGUUUGUAUGGGGGGGCUGUGUGUGCAGCAAUGAGUGUGUAUGGGGGGCAGUGUGUGAAUAUGUAUGGUGUGUGUACGAGUAUGUUUUCCUGGCACUAUAGUGGUCCUUUAAGAUGAACAAGCAUCACUUAUUCGCAUGAAGUGAUUAAAUUGUGAUCAUCGAUUUUGAUGAUCUUAGCCGAGGAGGUGGAGCUUCCCCGUGGAGACCAGUGUGGCAAGUGAGAAAAGGUAAGUAAAAAAACUGUUUUACUCCAUACAGGUGGGGACUGGUGUCCUAAACAGCCAACAGGACGCUGUAACGUUAGGAAUAUACAUUUGUAUUCCUAAUGCUAUAAAGUUAUUUAAGGGAAAGUAGGGACUACUUUUCUCCUCUUGACAAAAGGCUGAGCUACUGCCGUCAGGCUUUAUUGCUUCUCCACCCGACGCUAGUCAUGGCUGUGGAGAAAAAAGCAUGACCUUGCUUAUUUUGAGACAAUAUCUAUCGGGGCUCCUGCUGUUUUGCAGGAUCCGCCAUAGACUUCAUAUUGUGAGAUAUUGGCGGAUGAAGCGCUAGGAGCUGGAAGAGGGGGCACUAACAUAGGACAGCAUCAGGUUAGUAUAUCACACACGGCGGCACUGCCAACUAAGUGCGAAACAUACAAAGACCCCAGAAGGUGACAGAGCCACUUUAAUUAAAUGUAAAAAAAAAUUUAAGGAUGUGUUAGCCUGCUCUUUUCCCCGAUCCCCCCACCUUCAGCAUUUAAAAGCCACGUUUAUGUUAUUAGUUACAUUUAUGUUUGUUCUCAGUCUGUUCUCUUCUGCCUUAAGAUUGACUAGGAACAUACUUGUGUAAGCACUGCUGUGUACCCUGUAUAAUACGAGGACUUUCUUUACUUAUGCGUAACUGUGUGCUGUUAUCAGCUGUGCUCUUGUGUCUUCUGGAAAUAUACUUUUACUUGCUGUUUGAACUGCUCAGGGUGUCACUUUCCUCCAUCAGCUCAAACAGCAAGUAAGUGUGAGACAUUUUAUACAAGUGGCAGGAGUGGAGAGACGAUAACAGCAUGGCUCUGACAGAGAAAAUGCUUGGAUUACACAGAGUCUAUCUGAGGUUUAUGCAACAGACUGGGAACAAGCAUAAUAACAGGUAAUGUUUAUAUGUGGGAAAGAGCAGGAAGAUACACACAGACAGGCCAGUCUGAUGCUGUGAUUGUUCUGUGUAAACUUUCAGCAACAAGAAGGUUAGCUUGCACGACAUUCCGUCAGAUAAAACAGUAGAACAUGACCCAACAUGACUGCUAAGCAAGAUAAAAAUGUAAAAGUGCUCUAAAAAGCAGUAUAUGUAUAAUUUUUAAAAAUCAUUAAUUUAAUUACAUUUAGUAAACUGUCAAAAUGGUAUUCCAUUGUAGGUGACUUUCAAGGUUUAGGUAUUACAAGAUUCAUUUCAAGUUGGUCAUAUUUAACACAGAGGUCAUUGGCAUUUUCUGAAACAUUUGUUUCUUUGUUUUACAGGGUAUCUGAAGAUGAAGAGAACAGAGAAGGAGCAAACUGA
Messenger RNA from Pelobates cultripes (western spadefoot toad), 16482 nucleotides. NCBI's taxonomy places the organism in Eukaryota, Metazoa, Chordata, Amphibia, Anura, Pelobatidae. The record is from the annotation of a GenBank genome assembly.